AUGGGGAAUGCUACAAGUUGGUUAGCUCAAUCCUUAUGCCCAGAAGAGCAAACACUAUGGGUCGCAGCCAAGAGUGGUGACUUGGUCACAUUACGUGAAGGACUGUCACGUUUAACGCCUGCAACGCGUUUCUAUGCAGAGUGGCGAGAUCCCGUAUACGGCUACUCGCCAUUGGCUAAUGCCUGUUCACAAGGCCAUUUACAAUGUGUGAAGGCACUUCUUACGUACGGUGUGGACUGUAACGCGCGAGAUGUACAGGGAAAUACACCACUACAUAUUGCUACGUCUUAUGGGAAGAGCGAGGUUGUGCGAAUGUUACUCGAGUCAGUGGAAGUGGAUUAUUUUGCCAAGACGACGACCAAAUCACAGACAGCACUGGACAUUGCACGCCAGGAAUAUAAAUUAUCAGAGACACGAGGAGUCAAGUUUAUUCAGUGUAUGGAAUAUAUUGAAAAGAAACUUUGUAUCCAUUCAGGUUGGUUAUUUGAACGAUCUGACAACUUUUUGUCGAUUGCUUCGGGUAUUUCAGGCUUGAAUUCGUGGAAAAAGAGGUAUGUGGUGGUGUUGCGGACUGCUGCAAACGAUGUUGUUGAGAUUGAUUUGUUUUCGUUGAAGCCUGGUGAGCGACGCCCGCCAGUUCCGAGUUUGGAGCUUAUAUACAAGACAAGUGACGGAAUCCAGCAGAGCGAUGACGAUACUUGGCUCAAUCGAAAGAACUUUCGGUUCUCUUUAAAAGUGUCAAGGAAGUUUGACUCUGGUUGUGUGUCUUCUGUCCAAUCGAUGGAUUUUGCUGCCACAAGUCAAAAUGAACUCAUUGCGUGGAAAACGUUCCUCACGACCUUGCAGGUCAAUCCACCACCAACAACUACCACACUUGAAGGUAGCGCCAGCCGCGCUCUCUUAUCUCAGCCUGAUACAAACUGCGCUCGACCUACUCAGGCUGCAAUACUGCAGGAGCAACGCGAUUUGGAACGAGCUUUGCGAUUGUCGCUUGAAGAAGCUCGGCAGCACUCUAGAACCCGUUCGGACCCAUCUGCCCCACCUCCUUCCGACACAUUGCUCGAAACACUGGGUUAUUCUGAAACGGUCGUGGGCCCUGAUGGGGUGGAGAUUGUGCAACUUCUUCGAGACGAUGAAUCAGCGGUUGCGCAUAAUGCAGCAUCUCGAACCACUUUGACCCAACGAGUGAAGAGGAUUGCCGGACCCAACGUAGUAUCGGAACGCUCGGACGAGUGCGUCAUUUGCUUUGAUGGGUCACAAGAGGCGGUCUGCGUUCCUUGUGGCCACAAUGCUGUUUGCAUGGAUUGUGCGCAGGAGCUACUCGACAGUACCGGUCUCUGUCCUGUGUGCCGACAACAAGUGAGGGAGGUGAUUCGCCUUUAUCGUGUGUGA
Molecule: messenger RNA, 1392 nt
Organism: Peronospora belbahrii
Lineage: Eukaryota; Oomycota; Peronosporomycetes; Peronosporales; Peronosporaceae
Source: the annotation of a GenBank genome assembly